Arabidopsis arenosa is the source of this 1437-nucleotide messenger RNA. Lineage: Eukaryota; Viridiplantae; Streptophyta; Magnoliopsida; Brassicales; Brassicaceae. The record is from the annotation of a GenBank genome assembly.
UCUCUGAUCUCAAUUUUCUUCUUUAUGAUCUUAAAAACUGUUUCUUCUGCAACAAAUCCAAUUUAUCUCUACCACAUAUGUCCAAACACAACAACAUUCUCAAGAAACAGCACUUACUUAACAAAUCUCCGAACUGUUCUUUCAUCUCUCUCCUCUCCAAACGCAGCUUAUGCCUCGCUUUUCGAUAACGCAACCGCUGGUGAAGAGAAUGAUGACAACAGAGUCUACGGCCUUUUCCUCUGCCGUGGAGACGUCUCAGCCGAAAUCUGCCGUGAUUGCCUUGCGUUUGCGGUCAACGAAACGCUUUACAGGUGUCCAAGAGAGAAAGUGGCAGUGAUUUGGUACGAUGAGUGUAUGUUAAGAUACUCUAAUCAAAGCAUCGUAGGGCAAAUGAGAAUUAGACCUGCUGUUUUCUUGACGAACAAGCAAAACAUCACAGAGAAUCAAGUGAGCAGAUUCACCGAGUCUUUGCCUGCUCUGCUCAUCGACGUUGCGGUGAAAGCGGCUUUGAGCUCGAGAAAGUUCGCUACAGAGAAAGCGAAUUUCACGGUGUUUCAAACGAUUUAUAGCCUCGUGCAGUGCACGCCGGAUUUGACCAAUCAAGAUUGUGAGAGCUGUUUGAGACAAGCGAUUAAUUGGUUGCCUAGAUGUUGUGAUCGAAGUGUUGGCGGGAGAGUAAUCGCUCCGAGUUGUAGCUUUAGAUAUGAGCUUUAUCCGUUUUACAAUGAAACUAUAGCUGCGGCUACGAUGGCUCCUCCUCCGUCAACGGUGGCUGCACCACCGCUGAAACUUCCAUCAGAAAAAGGGAAAGGCAAGAGCUCUACGGUUAUAGUAUCCGCGAUCGCUGUACCGGUUUCUGUCUGCCUGUUACUUCUUGGUGCUAUGUGUUGGUUACUAGCAAAAAGAAGGAAUAAGCUCAGUGCUGAAACAGAGGAUUUAGAUGAAGAUGGUAUUACGUCAACAGAAACACUGCAAUUCCAGUUUAGUGCAAUCGAAGCAGCGACAAAUAAGUUUUCAGAAAGUAAUAAGCUUGGUCAUGGUGGAUUUGGUGAAGUUUAUAAGGUGUGGAAGCUUUGGGUGGAGAAUUCCCCAUUGGAGCUAGUAGAUGAAGCAAUGAGAGGGAAUUUUCAAACAAAUGAAGUGAUCAGAUGCAUUCACAUUGCACUGUUAUGUGUUCAAGAUGAUUCUUCAGAGAGACCUUCAAUGGAUAACAUUCUUGUGAUGAUGAACAGCUUCACUGUUACUUUACCAAUUCCAAAGCGAUCUGGGUUUCUUCUUCAAAACAUGAGAGAUUCUAAAGAUCAAUCUGCAGCAAGCAAGUCUUUGCCUUUGUCUGUUGACGAUUCUUCCAUCACUAUUGUUCAUCCUCGUUGACUUCCCCAAUUAGUUCCAGUAAUGUUAUGUUGUAACUAUGUGAAACAAAGCAAGAACUUAUGA